GGCGUGCUUCCAUUUUCUACAGCAGCAACUAACAAAGAUGGUCGAAACUUGACCCUUUCCGAGGUGCAUUGUAGUGUGCUAGCAAGGGAAUAGAUUUUAUUCCUUGCACUUUCAUUUCGCAGAGCGGGAUAUGACACUUCUGCCCUAAGUCAGUCCAGCCCAUAGCCAACAUUUCGGAGAAGAGAUAUCCGCCGUUGAACAUUAACCCUCAUUGAAUUGGAAUGUCGGCUCGACAAGUUCUUCAAAGACUCCUAAUCAGCAGUGCGAAACCCUGAAAUGAAAGCGGCUUGCGUCCAAUGUCGAGUCCGUAAGGUCCGAUGUGACGGCACAGUUCCUCGAUGCCGUACCUGUGAACGACUCAACUUUCAGUGUUCCUUUGAACAGGACGGUUCCACUGGUCAGUCUGCGCCUCGUAUACCGCCAAAAUGUCGUGGUGCGAAAGCCUGUCAGGAAUGUCGGGCAAUGAAGGUCCGAUGUUCUGGCGAUGUUCCGAAAUGUACCAAUUGUACGAGGCGAAAUAGACCGUGCACAUAUGUCUCAAAAGCUGGGUCAUCAACGACUGAAGCUUCGUCGUCUCGAGAUGACUCGGUGUCUGUGACAGCAUCUCAAGCUGCUAUCUCACCCAGAAAACAACGACCAAGUAUCGCUUCAAGCUCCCAAUCAAUCCCAUUUGACUCAAUCGAAGAAGUUCCGCCUUUCAUUCCCGACGAGGCGAUAAUAUCGCUCGUCAAUCAGUACUUCGAGCGGCUCUAUCCCCUUUCUGCUUUCUGCUUCCUCCACCAAGCCACAGUCAUCCAAAGAUGUCACGACAAGACCAUCGAUAGAGCGCUUCAGUUAGCUAUUUGCUCUAUCACGGCCAUCUACUUUGACCAGUGUCAAGGCGAGCGCGAUGCAUGGGCUGGAGAAGCUGAGCAGCUCAUACUCGACCGGCUCGAACAACCUUCCAUUUUCAAGAUACAGGCAUCUCUCCUCCUAAUACGGUACAGAGCUGCUGUGGGACAGUUCCCCAGGGCUUUCAUAAUGGCUGGACUUGCAGCUAGAUGGGCUGCAGCGAUACGCCUCAACUACGAACACUCCAAGUUAAGUCCCGUCGCUCAAGAAGUUCGCAGACGAACAUUUUGGUCUCUGUCAUUGCUUGAAGAUAGCUUUUGCGUUGGUCUGAAAGAGUUCGAACUUUUCGACGCCGACACGAUCUAUCUACAACUCCCCUGCGAAGACGCCGACUUUCAGCAAGAACGACACGUCCCUACUGGAUACUUACAGCCUGGAAAGGGGCUCGAGCCAGAGGUCCUGAGAACACGAGCUGCGUUUGUGCGAGUGGCUUUCAUUCGAAGAGCGAUUGUAAGACUCAAUCGACGAAUAAACGUGAAAGAGGUCAAUCUCCCCGAACUCCUUUCGUCGAUGGAAAAGUUUCAGAACGAUCUUCUCCGCUUAAGGACCAGACUUGCUCCUUGUGAUCAAUACCCACCCUCAUAUGCACAAGACGUUCAUUUAUCACCACAAUACUUUGUAAUGGUAAGCAUCAUUACAUGA
Molecule: messenger RNA, 1533 nt
Organism: Fusarium odoratissimum NRRL 54006
Lineage: Eukaryota; Fungi; Ascomycota; Sordariomycetes; Hypocreales; Nectriaceae
Exons: 2
Coding region: 277-1533 (418 amino acids)
Biological process (GO): DNA-templated transcription; regulation of DNA-templated transcription
Cellular component (GO): nucleus
Molecular function (GO): DNA binding; zinc ion binding; DNA-binding transcription factor activity, RNA polymerase II-specific
Source: RefSeq, a predicted model, not a curated record